Molecule: messenger RNA, 1779 nt
Organism: Uloborus diversus
Lineage: Eukaryota; Metazoa; Arthropoda; Arachnida; Araneae; Uloboridae
Product: kelch-like protein diablo
Exons: 13
Coding region: 1-1779 (592 amino acids)
Molecular function (GO): protein binding
Source: RefSeq, a predicted model, not a curated record
AUGACUUCAGAAGAACUAAAGCUUAAACACUUUCAUUUGUUAGAACAGAGCGGGAGUUUAAGCACCCUGGAUCAAGACGAAUUUAUCUACGUGGAGCAUUCUCAUGCUAUUGAAGUGCUGUCUGGAUUGAAUGAUCUUCGCAAGUCAAAAACAUUCUGUGAUGUCUCCCUUUGUGUGGAAGGGGAUGCUUUCCCUUGCCACAAGGUGGUGCUUGCUUCAUUCAGCUCAUACUUUAAGGCCAUGUUUACCAGUGAAAUGGCAGAAAGUCAGCAAAAGGAGGUAACACUAAAUGGAGUUGAGGCUCCCACCAUGAAACUUUUGUUGGACUAUGCCUAUUCUUCAAGAAUUCCAAUCAACAAGCAUAAUGUUCAAGCUCUGCUCUCUGCUGCCAACCUUCUCGAAGUACUUCCUGUGAGAGAUGCAUGCUGUCAGUUUUUAGAGAGGCAUAUGGACGAAACUAACUGUUUGGGUAUCCAUUGUUUUGCUGAAGCUCAUGCUUGUGAAGACUUGCAAGAGAAAGCCAAACAAUUUGCCUUGAGGUAUUUUAGUGAAGUUAUGAAACAUGAAGAAAUGCUAACAUUAUCUCAAAGUAAAUUUAUUGAACUUAUUUCAAGUGAUAAUUUAAAUGUUGAAAAAGAGGAAGUUGUUUUCCAGGCUGUGUUGUCAUGGUUAAAUAAGAAUGUUUCCUCAAGGAGUGAAGAUUUUCAUCAGGUUCUGGAACAAGUACGAUUACCUCUGAUAAGCCCAUAUUACCUAAAUGACUGGGUUGCACCAGUACCAGCAGUAUCUACAUCUACUCAGUGUCAAAAGCUAAUCGAAGAAGCGAAACUGUACAAUUUGCUCCCGGAUCGUAGGCAGCAGACUGCUUCUGUGAGAACUAGACCAAGGAGAUCUUUUGGUAUUGCUGAAGUAAUAGUUGCUGUUGGUGGGGAAGAUGAUAAAGUUGUGCUUCGCAGCGUAGAAUGCUUUGAUCCUGUGAAUGACAAAUGGCUCACAUUGUCUUGUUUGCCUUUUGCAAUAAGCAAGCAUGGUGUAGUUGUGACAGGUCAAAACGUUUUGUAUGUAGCCGGAGGCGAAUAUCCUGAUGGUACUGCCAGUCGAUCCCUUUGGAAGUAUGACCCAAUUUUUGACCAGUGGCACGAAAUGGCCUCUAUGAUGAUGGAGCGUUCUGAACUAGGUUUAGCUGUUCUGGAUGGUUACAUUUAUGCUAUUGGUGGUUGGGAUGGCUUAUCACGAUUAAACAGCGUUGAGAGAUACAACCCCUAUAAUAAUACUUGGGAAUAUGUUACGCCAAUGAAAAUCUCUCUUACUAGUCCUGCAGCUGUUGGCCAUGAAGGUCACUUGUAUGUUACAGGUGGCGCUGUGUUAGAAGAUGGUGAUGGCAUAGAUUUAGUGCAACGUUACUGCCCGGUAACCAAUGCUUGGGUAGACAUGGCCCCAAUGCUUAUCGCAAGAUCUGGAUCAAGAGCUUGUGUAGUGAACAAUUUAAUUUUUGUUAUAGGUGGUUGGCAUGCUUCAACAGAGAAUACUAAUAAAGUAGAAUGCUAUGAUCCCGCUAAGAAUGAAUGGAAGUUUAUAAAGCCCAUGUUGGAGCGCCGUUAUCAGCCAGGUGUGGCUGUUGUUGAAGGAAAGAUCUAUGUUUCCGGAGGAGAGGAAGGAUGGGACAGGUACCAUGACACUGUUGAGUAUUAUGAUCCUGAAGCCGAUCAGUGGUUAAUAGCUGGAGUUAUGCAAACAGCAAGAAGUUGGUUAUGUUGUGCUACUUUAAGGGAGGAAUGA